This is a messenger RNA of Hippocampus comes (tiger tail seahorse), 1839 nucleotides long. It is a transcript of the gene ypel3, whose product is annotated as yippee-like 3. The transcript is spliced from 5 exons. Lineage: Eukaryota; Metazoa; Chordata; Actinopteri; Syngnathiformes; Syngnathidae. The record is from RefSeq and is a predicted model, not a curated record. Bases 346 to 705 code for a protein of 119 amino acids.
GCCGAGUGUGUUUUCAUAAACAAACCACAUUUUUCAUCUGUCCGUGGUGCAAUUAGUCACGAACCUGACAAUUUGCCAACUCUGUCGAAAAGAGCUCUUUUAUUCAUUUUUAACAACAACAAAUAUUCUUUGGAAACGAUUACAUUUUACAAAGGAACGCGGCAACGCAUGUCAUAAACAGAAGCUCUCUGUAUUUUCUUUAUUGUCCGAGACGUCAACGCGUGGUCGACUGCUGCUGUGAGCCCAACUAGCGCUUCGUACCGUUUUAGUUUGUUGUUUUUUUUCUGCUGACAGUCACAUCGGUCCACCGUCUGUAGGCAGAGAAGAUUCCUGAUAUCGGGAGAUAUGGUCAAGCUGACAAAAGCCAAGACGUUCCAGGCUUACCUGGACUCCUGCCACCGCCGCUACAGCUGUGUUCACUGCCGCGCCCAUCUGGCCAACCAUGAUGAUCUUAUCUCGAAGUCUUUCCAAGGAAGUCAAGGCAGGGCUUACCUCUUCAACUCUGUGGUGAACAUCGGCUGUGGCCCUGCAGAGGAAAGGCUGCUGCUCACGGGUCUUCACGCAGUGGCUGACAUCUACUGUGAAAACUGUCACACCACCCUGGGCUGGAAAUAUGAACAAGCCUUUGAACUGAGUCAGAAGUACAAGGAAGGGAAGUACAUCAUCGAGCUGUCUCAUAUGAUAAAAGACAACGGCUGGGACUGAGCGGGAAAUCUUCAUUGUUCUCCAUGACUUUCUUUUUUCCUUUUUUCCCAAAAGUUGCAUCCCCUCGUCCUAGCGGGGUUCCAGUGUAGCUUCCUCAUCCCGCAUUCGAGCCAUCGCCGUGCCGCACUUUCACUCUCUAUGGCUUUGCCAUGAAUAGCAUGUGAUGCCUUAUCUUCCUCCGUUCUUUGUGUGUUUUCCAGCAGCCACAGCAAGGUUUCUGAUAAUGCAAUCCCAAAUGCUAGCUGCGCUCGGGGCGGGUGUGAAUGACUGUCGGGUUUGUGUGUGGAAUAACUCUCGGGCACGUGUGUGGUCAUUGGAUUUUUAGGCGUGUGUUUGAGUGAUGAACCUCUUAUCAGUGAUCAAUAAGCAAGACUCACUCGGUAGGGUUGAGGCCGGUGCAAGUCAAACAAUAGUGACCUUGCAUUCUUGUUUUUGGGUUUUUUCUCUCCCUUCCUAUGUUUACAAUGCCGAUCUUAAUAUAUCUGGCCAAGACACAGAUUAUGCAAGUCAAUUGAUGAAGCAGUGGAGCUCUUUUUUUGAACAAUUAUAGUUUCUGUUUUUAUAAAGAUCACUUCAGAGUUUGUCAGUUAUAGAAGUUGUUGAAUUAGUAAUGGUCCCAUGCCCAUACGCAUUUCCCGCAGGUAAUUUAAAAACCGAACUCUCUUCGACUUGUGGAUGUGAGAGUGUGUGCGGACAUGUGUCCUUGGUCAUUCAGCUCUGUGGGGAACUUGGCAUGACAAAGAGCACAUAUUUAGCUAAGUGUGGGUGUGUCAAUAGUAGAACUGGCUCUCUGGUAGGUGUCAGAUGCUUGAAUUUGAUCAUUGGAUUUUGAGUCUAAAAAGUGUCCUCACAGUGGCUGAAUUUCAAGUUGGCGUUUGCAGUGUAUACCUGGAGUUUUACCUGCACAAUUAGGAAAUCCACUACUUGCUGACAUUCUAGAGUGAGCCUCUAUGUGUUUGUUUUGCGGUGUCACGAUGAGAGGCCCUUUGCAGCUCCAUUUACUCAAUCGUGUUUGAGCAAUGUGUGAUUAGAAUUAUAUAGCAUAUUUUAUGGUGAUUUUUAUUGUCUGCUUCUUUUCAUUAAAGUAUAAUUUUAAUCUGAUCUUUCAUUAAAAUUAAAAUACUGUACAGUCCA